Molecule: messenger RNA, 5101 nt
Organism: Aplysia californica (California sea hare)
Lineage: Eukaryota; Metazoa; Mollusca; Gastropoda; Aplysiida; Aplysiidae
Product: helicase SKI2W
Exons: 25
Coding region: 155-3931 (1258 amino acids)
Biological process (GO): nuclear-transcribed mRNA catabolic process, 3'-5' exonucleolytic nonsense-mediated decay
Cellular component (GO): Ski complex
Molecular function (GO): RNA binding; RNA helicase activity; ATP binding
Source: RefSeq, a predicted model, not a curated record
AUUUCCAUGAUGGCAGCCUCCAGGCACCAUUCGUCUUUCCUGCGAUGAUAGACUCGGGCCUAGCCUAUGUUGCAGAGUACUAAGGAAGCGACAACAUUCAUGGCAUAAUUUUAUUGGAGAAAGUGGCCUUGUGGACUGACUUUUCACUCUGACCAUGGACACUCAUUUUGACCUAGUGGAGACAGGCUGUUGUUCUCAUUUAGAGCUUGUGCCACAGCAAAUUGGUCCAGAUAAGAGCUCUAAAAGGCUGACAUUCCCUGGAGUAACUCUACCUGUGGGGCUUCCUCCAGUGCUCCCAUCUCUGGAAAAGGAGAUUGAAAAGUUCCUCAUUGACCCCGAGUCUCUGCCCAUUCACGAUUUGUCUUUGAGUCAGAGGUUAAUCCCUCGAGAACCCAGGUACGAACGUCUCUAUCAUGUGGACACUUGCCCUUUAAAGACCACAAUACAAGUGGAACGACAUCCUACUACCGGCAAACUCCUGGGAUUUACAGAGGAGCUGAUCCCAGACAGUGCCGAGACAUCCCGUAACUCACUAUCUCUGCGGAGAGCUCCAGAUGUGGGCAGUACCCGAAGCAAACAAGAUGUUCGAGGCUCCAAUAUAAACCUCCCUUUUUGGCCAGGUGGUCUGGACACCACAGCUGACCAACUUCUGGAGGAAGUGACGGAGACUGAACUCAAACCAUCCGUGCUAGAUCUCGAUAAUGCCGAUCAAUACUUGACCACUCCUCCUGGCUUCCAAUCUGGCCUUCACUUGGCCUCUAGUGCAACCUCGGAGUCAGCAACUGUUCCAUCCAACUCUGCUGAUACCCCGACUGUCAUUAAUCUGGCAGACAUCAUGGCUGUUGAUGACAACCUGGACCUGGGUGACAGUGAUGAGGAAAAAGAUGAGGAUGGAAAGGUUGAUGGUGAUCUAGACACAAAGGAAACCAUAUCAGCCGAACUAACCAGAAGCGAAAGUCUGGAGAACCUAGUUCAGCCAAGUGAUCAGGCCCCACCAAAGACGCAAUCUGAGGAACAACCAGUGAAGAAAAAAGCUGCUCCACCCAAGGAGGAAUGGGCUGUGAAAGUGGACAUCAGCUCCCCAGUUCAUGAUUUCUACAAGAGAAUACCCAACAUGGCUUACAAGUGGCCUUUUGAACCAGAUAUCUUCCAGAAACAGGCAAUUCUCCGGCUAGAGAGUCAUGACAGUGUGUUUGUGGCAGCGCACACCUCAGCCGGCAAAACUGUUGUCGCUGAGUACGCCAUUGCUCUCUCUCUGAAACACAUGACACGGACAAUUUACACCUCUCCGAUCAAGGCCUUGUCCAACCAGAAGUUCCGAGACUUCAAGCAGACUUUCGGAGAUGUGGGUCUGGUCACUGGAGAUGUACAGCUCAACCAAACAGCAGCCUGCCUCAUCAUGACCACCGAGAUUCUCCGGUCUAUGCUUUACAAUGGCUCUGACGUGAUCCGAGACCUGGAGUGGGUCAUCUUCGACGAGGUUCACUACAUCAAUGACUCGGAGCGGGGCGUAGUAUGGGAGGAAGUUCUCAUUAUGCUGCCCCAGCAUGUCAACGUCAUCCUGCUCUCCGCCACCGUGCCCAACACAAUGGAGUUUGCUGACUGGGUCGGACGAACCAAACGGAAGAAGAUGUAUGUUGUGAGCACCGCUAAACGACCGGUUCCUCUCGAGCACUUCCUGUACACUGGCAACAGUACCAAGACGUGCAAUGAGCUGUUUCUCUUGCUGGACGCGAAAGGCAGUUUUCAAACCUCUGGGUACAACAAAGCCAUGGAGGCAAAGAAAGAACGUGCUAGUAAGAAUUCUCAAGGUUUUGGAGCCAAAGGGACAAGACAAGGGAACCCAAUGCAGGACAAGAACACCUGGCUGUCUGUCAUCGAAAUGUUGAAGAGAAAAGAUAAACUACCUGCUGUGGCCUUCACCUUCUCAAAGAAAAAAAUAGAGGAGACUGCUUCCUCUCUGCAGAGUGUGGAUUUAACUACAGCGAGUGAGAAAAGCGAGAUUCACGUGUUCUUCCGUCGAUGCAUCACGCGAUUGAAAGGUUCAGACCAGACGCUUCCUCAGGUGUUACAACUAGAGGACUUGCUUCGUCGAGGUCUGGGCAUUCAUCACAGCGGUGUAUUACCCAUUCUCAAAGAGGUUGUCGAGAUGCUGUUCCAGAAAGGUCUUUUAAAGAUCCUCUUUGCCACCGAGACCUUUGCCAUGGGAGUGAACAUGCCGGCCCGCACUGUGAUCUUUGACAGCAUACGCAAACACGAUGGCACAAACUUCCGGAACCUUCUGCCGGGCGAGUACAUCCAGAUGGCGGGCAGGGCCGGUCGACGUGGCCUGGACACUACAGGAACAGUCAUCUUGUUAUGCAAAGGGGACGUCCCUGAGAUGUCGGAGCUGCAUAAAAUGAUGCUGGGUAAACCGACAUGUCUGGAGUCUCAGUUCCGCUUGACCUACACAAUGAUCCUGAACUUGCUGCGUGUGGAGCAGUUGCGUGUACAGGACAUGAUCAAACGCAGCUUCUCCGAGUUCCACCAUCAGAAAGACACGGCUGUCCACCGCAAGGCCCUGGAGGAAUUGAAGCAAAAGAUGACUGGAAUCAAGAACAUUGAGUGCUACUUGUGUUCACUGGAUCUGGAAAAGUAUUACGAGGAUUGCCGUGAAUAUCACGAGCUACAGAGAUAUUUGCAGUCUGUGAUGCUGACCAACCCGACAGCUCUUAAGCUCCUGUCCCCGGGCCGAGUGUUGAUGGUCCGGCGGCCUCUGGGCCAGGCAGUUCUGGGCGUGGUGCUUGCCUCGUCUGUCGGAACAAACAAUGAGCGGAAGUUCACAACACUGGUGCUUUCAGAGAAAGGAGAAGAGGGCCUCGGAGAACCUUCAAAACACAGAGUGGGUCCGGUUUUGCCUAGUUCUCUUUUCCUGCCGGAGGGUGCCAGCUGGCAACAGGUGCUAGAGCUCAAGAGCAAUGACAUUGCACGUGUCACCACCAAGGUCAUUCGCGUGGACGCUGAUGGGAUUAUCCAUGACACAAGGCGUCGAGAUCAUCCCCGCUUCAAAGAUGAGCCACCAGACCGCUGUGUUACCACAGCAACGCAAGAGCUGCUGCGACUGAGCGAGUCCAAUCCUUCAGGGUUGCCAGGACUUCAUCCAGUCAAUGACCUAAAAUUCCGAGACAUGGAUCUAGUAGAACAAUGCCGCACUCUUCAGUUUCUAGAGGAGGGUUUCUCCGAUUUCAACUGCCCCCGGUGUCCAGUCUUUCUGGAACAUUUCUCCGAGCAUGACAGGAAUAUGGCCCUGAAGGACGAGUACAGGCGCCUGCAGUAUCUCCUGUCUGACGAAAGUCUGGCCCUGCUGCCGGAGUACACACAAAGGGUUCAGGUGCUGAAGCGUUUGCACUACGUGGACAACACAGGCACAGUACAGCUUAAAGGUCGCGUGGCUUGUGAGAUCAGCAACCAUGAGCUCAUGAUCACUGAGCUGGUCUUCGAAAAUGUCCUCACUGACCUUCAUCCCACAGAUAUUGCUGCUGUCUUAUCGUGUUUUGUGUUUGAGAUGAAACGCUGCAGUGAGCCAAAGCUGACGGAUACUUUACUCAAAGCCAAAGAGCAGAUUCUACAGAAAGGAGAAAUGAUAGCACAGCUGCAGAAAGAGGAAGGGAUGAAGACUCCAGUGGAAGAGUUCACAGAACAGUUCCACUUUGGUCUGAUGGAAGUUGUCUUUGAGUGGGCACGUGGCAUGCCUUUCUCCGAGAUCACAACUCUGACCGAUGUCCAGGAGGGCAUUAUUGUGCGCUCCAUACAGAGACUUCAUGAGACCAUGAGUGAUGUGCGGAACGCAGCCCGGCUCAUCGGUGACCGCACACUGGCACAGAAGAUGGAAGAGGCAAUGAAUAUGGUGAAGAGAGACAUUGUGUUUGCGGCCAGCCUCUACACGCAGUGACCUAGUUCUUCAUUUUGUUUGACAAUCUUAUGCGAUGGCACCUCAGUCCUUUGUUUGAGAGAAUGUAAAAAAGUAGUUGAGCUUGGGUCUCAGUACCAAAGCAUGCAGCAGUUCCUCUGAGUUGAGACCAACCUCCUUGUGACAGCCUAAUUUAGGAUGACUUAAUAUACAGUGGAGUCCACUUCAAACGAAAUCUGCUGGACUGCCGGAUUUACUUUUUUUUAGUUCAGAGAGGUUUAUCAAAUAGAAGAAAAAAAAUGGAGAGUCUGUUAUUAGAUUGACUGUGUUUUGUUUAAGCAGACUCCAGUGAAAUUACUCACCUCCGUAUUAAGACCACCUCUCUCUCAGACCUUUUUGGUGAACAGAUAGGAAAGUCUUAACUCUGAGGGACCACUGUGUGUGAGUGGUUGUUAUGUAGUUUCUAUUUGAAUGAUGCGUAUAGGUGAGAAUUUCUAUUUUGCUUUCGCUUGACCCUUUGCCCUUCUCUCCUGAUACGUGUGCACUGGGAGUGUUCAUUCCACUGACUUUGGCGAGAUGUAAAAAACAUAAAAUUCUUAUUGAAUAGAUAAAAAAAAGGCCUUCUAGAAGCACCAACAAUGCAUUAUGUUUUGAAUUAGAGUUGAUGUUCGCAUAUAUAGAGAUGCUUAAUUCAAAUCAAAUAAGAGUUCUUGUUUUAUUAUACUUACAUGAAUUUUAAAGUACUUUCAUUGCAGGGAAGAUAAAUUUAGACGGCCUGGUUUUUGAGCUCUUGUUAAUGGCUGUGGAUGGGAUAAGGCUGACCUGUCAUAUAUUGGUGUUGUUGCAUCUGGCCGUUGAAGAGAUUUUAAAAAAUGUUUUUGUGGAGUCUAUUGGUGGGACAGUGUCUACAUAGUGUCAAUAAUGCACUAUGAUAAUGGACCACGGUCAAACUUAAAAUACCAACCAUCCUUUUUAACAAGGUUUGACUUGUUAAACUUAUAAGUUUGCACCCCCUCGUAUUUUACUUAAAUAUGAACAAUUUUCCCAUUCAUUCUUUAUUCUCACUGCUCAUGAAGUUAUUUAAUGUCGUCUAUGUAGAACUGUCCAUUUCCUUCUAUGUUGGUGUGCGGUUGUAAUGUUGAAACAAAAAUGAAAAUUGUCAAAUUAUGUUUAAGAUGAUAUGCAUAAAAUAUUAAAUAUGAUAUGCCACUA